GCGGCAGCCCCGCCGUGCGGACGCAGGCGCGUUAGCGUCCUGCCGGCAGGGCGCCUGCGCAGUCACGGCGGGCAGCCGGUUUCCUGUCAUGGCGGCGGAACUGGUCUGAAUUGAAAGGAGGUCAAUAGAAAGAGAAGCCAAGGUUCUGAUGUAUCCAGGAAGUCGGAAUGGCGCCGCUAUCUCGGCAGGAGUUUUUCAGACAGCUCUCUGGGGGAUGUGUGCUGCCCACUGCCCAGCAGGGCUUCGAGCAGGUCUGGCAUCUCCUGCUUCUCUGCCUGGCCUGCCGCCUUUUCUGCAGGACGGGUUUGCCACCAUGGAUCAAGCACUUGGCAACGGUAGCUGGGGGCUUUUACUGCCUUCACCAUUUCUUCCAGCGGCAGAUGGUCUGGGUGGUGUUGCUGAGCCUGAUGUGCUACAUCGUUCUCUUCCUGUGUCGCCACUCACAGUAUAAAGGCGUCUUCCUGUCCGUCACUAUCCUCAUCUUCCUGCUCAUGGGGUGAGUGGUAUCUGUGUCCUUUCUGAUGUCUUUCCCCUCACCCUGGGAGCCCCUUCCAGGCGCACAGAUGAUUGUGGCCAUGAAAGCCAUCUCCCUGGGCUUCGACCUCGAUCGGGGCACGGUCAUCGCGAUGCCUUCCCCAGUCGCAUUUAUGGGCUACAUCUACUUUGUGGGGACAGUGAUCUUCGGGCCUUGGAUAAACUUCAGCAGUUACAUGAAGGCAGUGGAAAGCCAGAGGAUGACCCGCAGCUGGUUUAUGAAGGUGUCGGGAAGUCUGCUGAAGAGUUUGCUGUGCUUGGUGGUCUCCACGUGUGUCGCCCCUUAUCUCUUCCCCUACUUCAUCCCUGUCCAGGGGGAGAGAACACUCAAAAGGGAUCUGGAAGUGUCCAGGCCUCUGAGUGUGGAGCUCCCUCGGUCCAUGGUGCUGGUUGUGACCAACUGGAACGUCCCAAUGUCUCGAUGGCUCAAUUCCUAUGUCUUCAUGAGUGCCCUGACCUUGGGCAAGUUCCCAGCCAUUCUGGUUACCUAUGCUGCUAGUGCCCUCCUCCAUAUGGCAGUUUGCUCUCGCCCCGAUGUUCAAAUGCCCUCUUCUUUUAUACCCCUGAUGACCUAG
This is a messenger RNA of Rhincodon typus (whale shark), 1109 nucleotides long. RefSeq names its product porcupine O-acyltransferase (gene porcn). Gene Ontology annotation, molecular function: palmitoleoyltransferase activity; Wnt-protein binding. Gene Ontology annotation, cellular component: membrane; endoplasmic reticulum. The record is from RefSeq and is a predicted model, not a curated record. NCBI's taxonomy places the organism in Eukaryota, Metazoa, Chordata, Chondrichthyes, Orectolobiformes, Rhincodontidae. The transcript has 8 exons. Gene Ontology annotation, biological process: lipid modification; canonical Wnt signaling pathway; Wnt protein secretion.